Octodon degus (degu) is the source of this 2505-nucleotide messenger RNA. RefSeq names its product purinergic receptor P2Y2 (gene P2ry2). The coding region runs from base 442 to 1572 and encodes 376 amino acids. The transcript has 3 exons. The record is from RefSeq and is a predicted model, not a curated record. Gene Ontology annotation, cellular component: plasma membrane. NCBI's taxonomy places the organism in Eukaryota, Metazoa, Chordata, Mammalia, Rodentia, Octodontidae. Gene Ontology annotation, biological process: phospholipase C-activating G protein-coupled receptor signaling pathway; positive regulation of mucus secretion; blood vessel diameter maintenance. Gene Ontology annotation, molecular function: G protein-coupled purinergic nucleotide receptor activity; A1 adenosine receptor binding; G protein-coupled UTP receptor activity.
CCAAGCUGAGCUUCCGAGCACGUGGGACCCCGCGCGGUGGCGGGACACUGGCGAGAGCUCCAGGCCACCGCGGGGAUCGCCUUGGGGAAGGACGAGCUCAGAGCGGAGGUGAAGGGCCGGGUGAGCGCAGAGAGGUCAGCGGGCGCAGAGCGGGCGGGCGCGGCCGGGGGAGGCGCUGGGACGCUUAGCUCGGGUGCCGACUCAGCGGCGGGCAGGGAGACUGCCGCGUGCCUCUGGCCGUUCCACUGGGGCGCAGAUCAGAGCCGGGGUGCAUCGCAUGCAUAACGACAGUGGAAGCACGCUGCGGAUCCGUGUUGAACUUGGUCUCCAGUGGAGCGUAAUCUCGAGCUCCCAGCAGCCGGUCCAGGCGCGCAUUCAUGAGUGAGGAACCUGAGCCUGCGUUGAGCAUCCCGACCCAGAGAGCAGGGGCUGGUCAGGGUAAUGGCUGUGGACGUGGGCCCCUGGAAUGACACCAUCAACGAUACCUGGGAUGGAGAUGAGCUGGGCUACAGGUGCCGCUUCAAUGAGGACUUCAAGUAUGUGCUGCUGCCGGUGUCCUAUGGCGUGGUGUGUGUGCUCGGGCUGUGUUUGAACGUUGUGGCGCUCUACAUCUUCCUGUGCCGCCUCAAGAGCUGGAAUGCCUCCACCACAUACAUGUUCCACUUGGCUGUGUCUGAUGCACUGUACGCGGCCUCCCUGCCGCUGCUGGUUUAUUACUACGCCCAUGGUGACCACUGGCCCUUCAGCACAGCGCUCUGCAAGCUGGUGCGCUUCCUCUUCUAUACCAACCUCUACUGCAGCAUCCUCUUCCUCACCUGUAUCAGUGUGCACCGGUGCCUGGGCGUCCUGCGCCCUUUGCGAUCCCUGCGCUGGGGCCGGGCCCGCUAUGCCCGCCGGGUGGCAUUGGCCAUUUGGGUGUUGGUGCUGGCCUGCCAGGCACCUGUGCUCUACUUUGUCACCACCAGUGUGCGUGGGGCCCGAAUCACCUGCCAUGACACUUCGGCACCUGAACUCUUCAGCCACUUUGUGGCCUACAGCUCCAUCAUGCUGGGGCUGCUCUUCGCAGUGCCCUUCGCCAUCAUCCUGGUGUGUUACGUGCUUAUGGCUCGGCGGUUGCUCAAGCCAGCUUACGGGACCACAGGAGGGCUGCCCCGGGCCAAGCGCAAGUCAGUGCGCACAAUCGCCCUGGUGCUGGCUGUUUUUGCCCUCUGCUUCUUGCCUUUCCAUGUCACCCGCACCCUCUACUACUCUUUCCGCUCACUGGAUCUCAGCUGCCACACUCUCAAUGCCAUCAACAUGGCGUACAAGAUCACCCGGCCACUGGCCAGUGCCAAUAGUUGCCUUGACCCUGUGCUCUAUUUCCUGGCUGGCCAGAAGCUUGUCCGCUUUGCCCGAGAUGCCAAGUCACCCGCAGACCCCACCCCCACCACCCCAGCUCGCCGCAGACUGGGCCUCCGCAGGUCUGACAGAACUGGCACCCAGAAGGGAGAGGUGUCAGCCAGCAGUGAGGACUCUCAGUGGACAGAGCCCCCGGUGGCUAGAAGCGAGAACACUAAGGACAUCCGGCUCUAGGACUUGAGCCCCAUGGGCUUCCGCGAGGUUAUAUGGAGGAGCUGUCGGGACCAUGGCUCAUUCAGAUGGAACAGUCUUCCCAGAUAUGGACCAGCAAUGACAUUGUCACUAGCAGAGGCUGAGGAUGCUCUCUCCCUGUGGCCCAGAAAGGUGCCCAGCUCCAGAUUCCCCAGUCGUCAUUUGUAUGAGUGAGUGGAGACAGGGAAGUGUUCCGGUCCUGUGCCACCUGGCUCCCAUGCAGAGAGCUGGCUUUUCCUGUCUGGCACCUCGGCACAUAGCAGAGGCCCAACCUAAGCCAGGCCCAGAGAGGAAGAUCACUCAUCAAGGCCUCACAGCAGGGUGUGGGCCUGAGCUAGCUAGAGUGGGGGCAGAGUCACAGGCUGACCAGAGGACCCUGCUAAGGGAUCUGGGAUGGCACUGAGUGCCACAGUGGCCUCAGCUCAGACAUGUACCCCCAGCCUAAGAGAUGAACAUCUGGAGCUGACGGCAUAUGUCCAGUGGAGGCUCCCCUGGGGUGGGACCCAGUUUGCAGCUGAAACAUACUAAAGAUUGUACUGCUUCUUGAGUUGUGCUGUGGUAUAUGGCCAGAGGGUGGGGGCACGGCCUAGGAAGCUUCCCACAUGUGCACAAGGGCCUUUCUCUGACCUGCUUUCUUCUGUCACCUACCUUCCCACUAGCUGCUGCAGGGUAGUCUAUUAGGAAUCCCUCUCCAGAUCCUGGGUAUGUCCUCACUCUAAAGUCAGUUGGCUUCUGUCCCUGUCUCUGUGUGAGGCAAAGAAGAUUCAAUCCCAGGGUUCCCCAGUUUUAGUGACAGCCAGUAACAUUCUGGUAAAUGUUAAAGUGGACCUUUGGGGUGUUGAGGGACCCCUUGUUUGUAGCAUUGCCUAUUGCCAUUCCUGCCAUGGCCAAUUUCAAACCGUCAAUGCAGUGUCA